AUGUGACGGAGCGGGUCACGUGACUCAGAGGCAAGGAGGUCGUCUUUCCCGAGACGCACUGCGGCUGCGCUUCUCGGAGGUCAAGAUGGCGGCGAGGGCACCUGCUGCAGCCAGUGGUCGUUUGCUUGAAAGUGUGCGGAAGUGGUAUUACAAUCUAGCCGGAUUCAACAAACUUGGACUUCUGCGAGAUGAUACAAUGUAUGAAGAUGAAGAUGUGAAGGAAGCACUAAAGAGACUUCCUGAAGAGAAGUACAAUGAGAGAAUAUUUCGUAUCAAGAGGGCAUUAGAUUUGUCCAUGAGGCAACAGAUCCUUCCUAAAGAACAGUGGGUAAAAUAUGAAGAGGAUAAACCAUAUCUGCAGCCAUACCUGAAAGAAGUCAUUCGUGAAAGACUUGAAAGAGAAGAAUGGGACAAGAAAUAAUUGCUGCUGUCAUUGGUUCGUUCAAGUGUUUGUUUCAAAAAAUUAAAUUAUAUGAUUCAGGUAGGGACAUCUGUUGAGCACUUUUGAGUAUUGAGAAGAAAUCUGUGCAACUCUUUGCUCACUGGUAUGUGUUCAUCCAACUCAAAUAAACAUUACCAAAUCUUGGAA
This is a messenger RNA of Anolis sagrei ordinatus, 589 nucleotides long. It is a transcript of the gene UQCRB, whose product is annotated as ubiquinol-cytochrome c reductase binding protein. The record is from RefSeq and is a predicted model, not a curated record. Lineage: Eukaryota; Metazoa; Chordata; Lepidosauria; Squamata; Anolidae. Gene Ontology annotation, biological process: mitochondrial electron transport, ubiquinol to cytochrome c.